Molecule: messenger RNA, 849 nt
Organism: Penicillium taxi
Lineage: Eukaryota; Fungi; Ascomycota; Eurotiomycetes; Eurotiales; Aspergillaceae
Product: SGNH hydrolase
Exons: 3
Coding region: 1-849 (282 amino acids)
Molecular function (GO): metallopeptidase activity
Source: RefSeq, a predicted model, not a curated record
AUGACGGCUCAAAACUCCAAGAUUGUGACAUAUCUACUUACAGUCUUUGUAUUAUUGCAUGCGGUUCAUGGGAGUGUUAUUGAUCGCCGUACACAGUAUACAUUAAACAAGAAUGCCAUUACCUGGAACAAAAACUGCGAUGCAGCUAAUCCCAAAAACAAACAAGAAACGAAACGCGCAGCCGUGGAGCGAGCUUGGGUCGGUGCACUUGAGCUAAGUAGCACGGCGUGGAACCGAUUCAACACAGUGACAUGGCCAAGGAUAAAACAGACCCAACUGACAGAAGAUGCACAACAAUACAUAUAUUUGCAUGAUCCAGGUCCAGGAAAAAAUGGCCGCCCCAAGGACGCCGAACUUGAGAUCAGCUGCGCAGAUACAUGGGAAGAAGAAGAUGGAAGUGACGCUUGCAUGAAUAGUGCUGGAACUGGUUCUGUCGCUUGGACAGAUUCAGACUCCGACGAAGAAACCAGCACUAUUAAUUUCUGUCCAUCUUUCUGGGCCCAGCCGAGGUUCGAUAAAUUGAAAUCAGAGAGUGCUGCAAAGAUUCAGAGUCGGUACCAAGAUAUGGACUAUAUGGGCACAGACGCAUUGGUUGUCAUUCAUGAGCUUACCCAUCUUUGGUGGAUCGGGCCCACCAACGCGGAGGUUGACGAAGUGUAUGGAUUCGUGCAGGGUACGGAGCUGGCAUGGAACUGUGGUAUGCCUGAACCCAACAACGAAGAGGUUGUUGAAAAUGCGGAUACUUAUGCAUUCUACGCUGAGUAUGGGUACUGGAGAGCGAAAGGUAUCGAUAAUCUCUGGCCCAAAUCUACAGGGGAUCCGGUGUAUAUCCCAGUCGAGAACUAUUAG